CACCCACCCCUAAUAUCACAGGGGGAGGCUGAAGGUUGAAUUUCUGCGUGCACUCAGUUUUAGCCGGUCUUUUUAUCUUCUCCCUCCCGUCUUCCUCUCAUCUGCUUGCCUUGCUCGCACCUCCAGCUCUCACAUGACAAAGCAGCUCGUGCACUACGUAGUGGUGGACGCAUUCACUGAGACGGCAUUCAAGGGGAAUCCCGCGGUGGUGUGCUUCCUGGAGGAUGAAGAGAAGGACGAGGAGUGGUUGCAAGCAGUGGCCGGGGAGUUCAACAUACCCAUAACUUGUUUCUUGGCUCGAGUAGCCGCCUCGGGGACGGACGGCUCGAGCCCGAGGUUCCACCUCAGAUGGUUCGUCACUACCGUUGCCGAGGUUGACCUCUGUGGUCAUGCAACACUAGCUGCUACACACGCUCUUUUUACCUCUGGGAGGGUGGAUUCAGACACUAUCCAAUUUGUCACCUUAUCAGGAACUCUAACCGCUAAAAAGGCGUCCGAGAUUGAGACAGUCAGCACUUCAACAUUACAGAAUGGGGAUGCGCUAGGAUUCUUCAUUGAUUUGAUUUUUCCCACUAUCCUGAUUUCAGAAUGCAACAGCGAGAAUGUGUCAUCUGUCUCCGAAGUAUUUGACGGUGCCUCCAUAGUCGAAGUCAAGAAGACGGCAAAAGAUGACCAUCUUGUCGUUUUCUCAUCGGGAAAAGCAGUUGAAGACUUGCAGCCUCAAUUUGAUAAGAUACGAAGUUGCGCAGGGAGGGUCAUUGCCGUAACAGGACUUGCUCAACCAGACUCGGGAUUCGAUUAUGUCUAUCGACUCUUUGCUCCAAAACUCGGGGUGAACGAGGAUCAAGUGUGCGGGAGUGCAAACUGUUUUCUGGCGCCUUAUUGGAGCAAAAAGCUGAGGAAAAAUGAUUUCAUUGGUCAUGCUGCAUCGCCUAGAGGAGGAGGAGUGAACGUGCGCCUGGAUGAGCAAAACCAGAAAGUCGUGCUGCGUGGGAAAGCUGUAACUGUAAUGACGGGUUCUAUUCUCGUUUAAAAAUGCUUCAAGCAAGCAAGAUUUGUCUCGCAAAUGUGGUACGGGGCAAGAUGGAAUAAGUACUCUGGUCGUGUGGAAUAAAGGACGUCAGUUGUUUGAUACUGCAGAAUAUAGCAGAGAUUUCACUUUGCUUGUCCUGGUAACCUAGCAUAAGCAUCAAAGAAAUGGCAUUUUCAACAACCAUUUAUAUUCCGACCAGAAAAAAAAAAAACAACCAUUUAUAUCGUUCUGUUUUAUGUAACUGAGGGACAAUGCAUCAACCAGUUUGUCUCGUUUGUGUGCUAUCUCUGUAUCGCUGCUCAUUCAGAUUCCGGGAAGCUACUUC
Syzygium oleosum is the source of this 1358-nucleotide messenger RNA. RefSeq lists its product as uncharacterized. The record is from RefSeq and is a predicted model, not a curated record. The transcript is spliced from 6 exons. Lineage: Eukaryota; Viridiplantae; Streptophyta; Magnoliopsida; Myrtales; Myrtaceae. Gene Ontology annotation, biological process: biosynthetic process. Gene Ontology annotation, molecular function: isomerase activity. Bases 134 to 1033 code for a protein of 299 amino acids. Gene Ontology annotation, cellular component: cytoplasm.